AUGGUAGAACUUUCGUCAGAAAUGCCUCCCCUAGUUAACGCUGUCGGGAAGGCUUCGCCGAACCUUCCAGUCGACGCUCCGGCGGUGGUCGGAACCGCCGGUGAGACCGCAACAGCCCCGCCGUCCCCUCCGCGUUUCGCGGAUCUUUACGGCUCCCCGCAAGUCUUCUCCGAGUCGCCGUCCAUGUCGGCCUUCCCCCAAGACUCGCCCGCGUCAAACCUUCUCCGCGCCCCCCACAAGUCGGAAUCUCCGCAAGCCCCGCCCGCGACACUGCGCCGACACCGCCGCGUCGCGUCGUCCCCGCAACCCGGACUUCUGGAGUCGGAAAGAAGUUUCGACGGAAACGCGGAGCGAGAGGGGAAGCAACGCACGGUAUCCCCCAAGAUCGACGGUCGAAGUGCCGUGCGGCCCCGCCAUAACCGCCGUUCCUCCGUCAGCGGCGCCAGCAGCGCAAGCACCGAGGCGCGCGACGGGGAAAGCGGCGGGCAUUGCGGCGACUUGUACGGCAGACAAGAGCUGGUACGCCUGGUCCCGACGGACCAAACCACAGCCGUCUCGGAGUUCUCGCCCAAGUCUCCCUCGAUUUCGUCACUCUCGAGAAAGUCACCGCUGCCCAAGUCACCUUCGUCUCAGUCCUUGCCUCGAAAGGGAGAGUCGACGCGUCGACUCUCCUAUUCCAGCGACGCCAUCCCGCUGCAACGGGGUGAUAGUACUAGCGCCGAAAUUCCGCUACUACUGCCGGAAAGAGUAUCGCGCGGGUCGUUAUCGUCAACAAACAGUCGCAUGAACAUCCAGCGUAACCCCUUCAGCCCUCGAUUCUGCUCGCGCGAUGACGAUCCGGCGGCGGGUGCGCCGCUUCCGGCGGAGUUAUCCCCUUCUCCGCGCGACUUGCCGCCGGUGUUUCCCCCCUCGCCCUUUCCGCGCGCUACUUCUCCCCGCGAUGCGGCUGCACGGGCCCCUCCGCGAUCCCCGGCGAUCGGCAGACUCGCGGCGGCUCGAGCGUGGAAUAAGAUGAUGGCGAUGCCGCCGCUGAGCACGGAGCGGUCAGCGCCGCCGGCGGAGCUGUUAUCGUCUUCUCCGCGCGGCGUUACUACUACCGCCGCUACUACUACCAGUGGUAGAACUAAAAACACUUUCCUUCCGCUGUAUCCUGGAGUUGACGCGCCUCGACAGUCGUCGGCGGAGCUGUCUCCGCACGGCGCUACCACAACCACUCCGCAUCAGCGAUCCCCGCUUUCUCGUUCCCCGCAUCCGCGCUCCCCGCUCGCGCUGGCUUCUCCCCCGUCCGCGCGCGCCUUCCCCGUCGAUGGGGGAAGCGCGUCCGCGCGGCGGCUGAUGGCGGAGUGCGAGGCGCGCCGAGUGCGCUGGGAGCUGCUGAACGCCGCGGGCGCCUUGAACGGACGCUCUGCGGAGUGCGCUGGCCGCGGAAGCUCCGCGGAGCAUGUCGCAGCUACGUCCCCCAUCCCCGCAGGGCCUCCGUUAAGCGCUCUUCGCCCUACUCCCGCUCGAGCUAUUCCCGUCUCCCGCCUGCGCCGCGGACGCGUGUCCUCCUGCUCCUCUCUCCCCAUCUCCCCGCUGUCUACUUCCCCGCUUUCCCUGUCUCCGCUUUCUCCCCUUUCCGCCGCCUCUGCUUGCGUUCUCCCCGCGUCCGCCGCGCCUUCUCCCGCGAAACCCGGCCCCGCGGAAAGCCCGUUACGGAGAGAACGUUCAGGCGUGCAAGGUAAAGCGCGCGCGCAAGGUAUCCUUGCCUUGACCGCGCAGCAGCAGCAGCAGCAGCAGCAGCAGCAGCAGCAGAAACAGAAGCAGCAGCAGCGACAGCUAAUGGUCGAGGGUUCCAAGCGAGAUCGCGUGAAGCAGCUGCGCGUUUUGGGGAAGCAUGGAAGCUUCGAGCAACUCUCGGGAUUCUUUUCCAAUGUGCUUUCCCUCUCCCGGGGCAGCAGCGGGGAUGGCUCCACCAGUAGCGGAUGCAGCAGCCCCUGCCCGAGCAAUCCGGGCAGCUUGCUGGAAAAAAUCUCUGCGGGAGGGAAAAGUUUGAAGCCGUCGGAUUUCGUUCUCAAAAUGCCCUACGAGGAUAUCAAGGCUCGGUAUUCGCUCGGAAAGAAGGAAAUCGGGGAGGGCAGGUUUGGUUCCAUCCGAACCUGCUUGGAACAGAGCUCCGGCAACUUCUACGCCUGCAAGACAAUUUCCAAGAAGAUUAUAGAGACUCCAGAGGAAGCAGAGGACGUACGGCGUGAGGUGAUGUUUCUCGCGGCGCUGAAAGGACACCCCUACAUCGUCACACUCAAGGAGGCGCUAGAAGACAAAUCUGCCAUCCACCUCAUCAUGGAGCUCUGUCCGGGCGGCGACCUCUUCGAGAGAAUCAAAUCCCGAGCCCAACUCACCGAACCUGAAGCGGCUUCAAUUCUUCGGCAACUUCUAGAAGCCCUAAUGCACUCCCACUCCUUGGGAAUACUCCACCGCGACGUGAAGCCCGAAAACAUCCUCCUUUGUAGCCCCUCCAGCUGCUCCUCUAUAAAGCUCAUCGAUUUCGGAGUGGCUACAGUGCUGCCGGAGGGAGCACAGUGCAAUGAGGUGGCAGGAACCCCUGAGUACAUGGCACCAGAGGUGUAUGAUGAGAAAUACGGUUUCGGCGCUGAUGUAUGGGGUGCUGGGGUUUCACUCUAUGUGAUGCUGUCAGGGAUACCGCCCUUCUGGGAGUCGACAAACCGGAGUCUGGAGCAGGCUAUAAGGUGCAAAAAGGUGUCGUUUAAGCACUGGAAGUGGGCUGACGUGUCGGCGGAAGCAAAGGAUCUUAUAACGAGGAUGCUGGAGAAAGAUCCGAGCAAGCGCAUCACGGCUCAAGAGGCUCUAGAGCAUCCGUGGAUCACCAAGCUUGCUCCAUGA
This is a messenger RNA of Closterium sp. Yama58-4, 2883 nucleotides long. The record is from the annotation of a GenBank genome assembly. Lineage: Eukaryota; Viridiplantae; Streptophyta; Zygnematophyceae; Desmidiales; Closteriaceae.